Molecule: messenger RNA, 2736 nt
Organism: Neoarthrinium moseri
Lineage: Eukaryota; Fungi; Ascomycota; Sordariomycetes; Amphisphaeriales; Apiosporaceae
Exons: 4
Coding region: 1-2736 (911 amino acids)
Biological process (GO): actin cytoskeleton organization; actin filament bundle assembly
Cellular component (GO): cell projection; cortical actin cytoskeleton; actomyosin contractile ring
Molecular function (GO): actin lateral binding; calcium ion binding
Source: RefSeq, a predicted model, not a curated record
AUGCUUGCCUUCUUCAAGCGCAAUGGCGGGGGGAAUAGGGGUGCCGACAGCGCUAGCGCGGCCGCGGAGCCUGCUGAGCCCGCUGAGCCCGCUGCCAACUUGGCACCCGCUGCGACGCUGGAGCCCGCUGCUGCUGGGCAACCGACGCCAGCGCCAGCCAACAGCCAAUUUGGCGUCGAGUACACACUGACCGAGGCCUUCCCGGACCUGCAGCCCGACAACAGCCUUGUUGACGCCCCAUCCACUGCAUUAUCACCACCACCACCACCACCACCACCGCCGCCGCCGCCACGGGCAGUCAAUAAUACUACUAGCAGACACAGCACCGGCACAGGCACCAGCAGCAGAGACAGCUCUACGUACGCCGACGACGACGACUCCUCGGACGACUCGGCCAGCCAGGUAUCUGUAUCGACCGUCACCACCUCGCCCACCCAGCACACUGCAGAAACCCCCCGCACGCCACCGCGGUCGCCCGCGCCCAGGUACAGCAGCACCGUAUCCGCAUCCGCCUCUCCGUCUCCGGCGCCGCCGACGACUCCCCCUCGCUCCAGGCGCACCCGCAACUCGCUCGCCAACCGCGCCCAGCCCGCCUUGCAUGCCGCCCGUGUCCAGCGAUCCGCCACCCUCAGCAGCAUCUCACUGCCCAAGCGGGACUCGCUGAAGGACCCGACCAAGACAAAGAGCUUCCAGCGCCACUCGUCGGCCAGUUCCCACGCCUCGUCCGACCCUGCGGGUGCCGCCCCUGACCAGAAGUCGGCCCUGUCCAAGAUGGACCACAAAUGGAUCAACGUCCAGCAAAAGACGUUUACGAAAUGGCUCAACACAAAGAUCGAGCCCAGGGGCAAGGAGGUCAAGGACCUAGUGGCAGAUUUAAGUGAUGGUGUCAUCCUCAUUCACCUUCUCGAGUGUCUGUCCAACGAGUCCCUAGGUCGCUAUGCCGCCAAACCCAAGAUGCGAGUGCAGAGGUUCGAGAACGCAAACCUGUCGCUCAACUUUGUCAAGUCGAGGGGCAUCCAGAUGACCAACAUCGGCGCCGAGGAUGUGGUGGACGGCAACCGCAAGAUCAUCCUGGGCCUGAUCUGGACCCUGAUUCUCCGGUUCACCAUCAGCGACAUCAACGAGGAGGGCAUGACGGCCAAGGAGGGUCUCCUCCUGUGGUGUCAGCGUAAGACCGCAUGCUAUGACGAGGUUGAUGUCAGGGAUUUCAGCACCAGCUGGAACGACGGCCUCGCCUUCUGCGCCCUGCUGGACAUCCACCGCCCCGACCUCAUCGACUACGACGCCCUCGACAAGUCGGACCACAGGGGCAACAUGCAGCUCGCCUUCGAUAUCGCCCACAAGGAGAUCGGUAUCCCGGCGCUGCUCGACGUGGAGGAUGUCUGCGACGUGGCCAAGCCCGACGAGAGGAGUUUGAUGACCUACAUCGCCUACUGGUUCCACGCCUUCUCCCAGAUGGAGAAGGUGGAGAACGCCGGCCGUCGUGUCGAGAAGUUCAUCAACAACAUGCAGGGUGCCUGGGAGAUGCAGAGUGCCUACGAAAGGCGGAUGGCAGAGCUGCUCCGGCAGAUCAGGGAGCAGAUGGAGGCGUGGCAACAGGCAAAGUUCGAAGGAACCUAUGUCGACGCCAAGAAGCAGGCCACCGAGUUUGCUUCCCACAAGAGAGGCAAGAAGAGGGAGUGGGUUGCCGAGAAGAGCGAGCUGGCGACCUUGUUAGGGAACAUCAAGACCAAGAUGGCUACGUAUCGCCUCAGGGCAUAUGAGCCGCCGCCAGAGUUGGGCCUGGCCACCCUGGACAAGGAGUGGGCAGGCCUUACCAAGGCCGAGAUGAUGCGUGGCCAGCUGAUCAAUGAGACCAUCAGAGAUAUCAAAAAUGCUCUCCGCAAGUCAUUUGCCGACAAGGCCAACGACUUCGCUCUCGCCCUAAACACAAUGCAGGUUGCCAUCUCUGGCUUGGAGGGCGAGGUGGAAGACCAGCUUCUCCAUGUCCGGAGGCUAUCAGACAACCUGCCACCUUUAGACGCUUACCUAAAGACCAUCGAGGCUGUCGAUGCAAAGUGCCAGGAGGCCAACAUUGAAGAAAACGACUUUACAACAUAUACUUAUGACGAGCUGUCAUAUGAACUCGGACUGGUCAAGUCAUCCGUUUCUAAGAAGCUCGCCUUCCUCGAGAACCAGAUGGUCGCACGGAACAUGACAAACCUGACACCUAUCCAGCUCGAAGAGUUUGAAUCCGUCUUCCGUCACUUUGACCGCGACGACACCAACUCCCUGUCGGAGCUGGAGUUCAGCGCCGCCCUGGCGUCUCUAGGUCUGGUGUUCUCCGAGGACGAGAUGCACGACUACUUCGUGGACACGGCACGCGGCCGCGACCGCGUCUCGUUCGAGCAGUUUAUCCGCUUCAUGGUCGACGUCACCGAGGACCAGAACACGGCCGAGCAGGUCUUCCAGUCGUUCCGCGAGGUCGCCGACGGCAAGCCCUACGUCACCGAGAUGGAUCUCCGCCACUCGCUCGUGCCCGACGAGGUCAUCGACAAGCUCAUCGAGAUCGUCCCCGAGCACAAGGGGCCCGACAUGGCCCAGGACCGGGGCGUGCCGCAGUUCGACUACAUCAGCUUCAUGGAGAAGCUCAUGAGCGACCAAGGCGCCGGCGGGAGCGCCGGCGGUGUCCUGUCGGAUAUCACCAACGGGAACGGACGGAGCAGCCCGACGAAGAAGGUCAACGGCGUGCAUUAG